Plectropomus leopardus (leopard coralgrouper) is the source of this 336-nucleotide messenger RNA. NCBI's taxonomy places the organism in Eukaryota, Metazoa, Chordata, Actinopteri, Perciformes, Serranidae. The record is from RefSeq and is a predicted model, not a curated record.
GGAUCUUCACCAACUUAUGCCCAAACCUUCGCCAACAGUCCCCCAUGGAGAUUCAGAUACACUUGUGAUACUGACUUGCUGACCCCAGAUCAGCGGCUCUUCUACGAGGAAAAUGGCUUCAUCCUCAUCAAGAAUUUGGUGUCUGACGAGGACAUCGACCGGUUCGGGAAGGCAUUUGAGCGGAUCUGUCGGCAGGAAGUAAAGAUUCCCGGUCUGAUUGUGAUGAGGGACGUGGCCAUUGCUAAGUCAGAGUUCGUUGCGGAUCAGAAAGCAGUUUCCAAACUCCAGGAUUUCCAGGAAGAUCCUGAACUGUUCCGGUACUGCACCUUACCCCAG